Ciona intestinalis (vase tunicate) is the source of this 857-nucleotide messenger RNA. Its product is annotated as ribonuclease H2 subunit C-like. Gene Ontology annotation, cellular component: ribonuclease H2 complex. The record is from RefSeq and is a predicted model, not a curated record. Gene Ontology annotation, biological process: RNA catabolic process. NCBI's taxonomy places the organism in Eukaryota, Metazoa, Chordata, Ascidiacea, Phlebobranchia, Cionidae.
UCGUUGUAAAGAUCGGAUUUGUUUUGUUGUGGUACAGCUCGUAGAUGUUGAUAUUGCUAGAGGGAUGUAUUGCCGUAAGUAACCUCGGUGGCUUUCAUAAUGAAAGCGAACGCCUUUCAUCAACAGAGUAGCUUGUUCGUCUGCUAUGUUUAACAAAGUUUGUAAUAAGUGAUAAGAACUUCGGUGCUAGUGAAUUGUCAUAACAACAUGUUUCUUGUUUCCAUAGAAUGCAUUUGCUUUAUUUUUGAUAAGAAUAAAAUAAUGAGUGUUGACAUACGUUUAGAUCAAAACGUUGAAAAAGUACCUGAAGUGGAUUUACAUCAUAUUCCAUGUAAAAUUGAAGCCAACGAAACUGCAAAUAUUUCAAAGUUCUUUUGCCCCAAAAGUGUUAAGACAGAGAGUAAAGAAACACUGUCAGCUUCUUUCAGGGGGAGACCUUUAGAUGGAAAGAAUAUUACUCUUCCUGAUGGUUAUAUUGGAGCAGUAAUAACGGAAAAACAGAGGCCAUUUUCUGAGGAGGAAAACCGGGAAUUGGAUGUUACUGGGAAGUUUAAAGUAUUCACAAAGUGGUACCUUGGUUCACAGUUUGCAGGUGGAAAUUCAAUGGACAAAGCUUGCUUAACAUGGACCAGCAAUCUUGCUUCUGUGAUUCAUGAUCCUGUUGAACCAAAACAUGAUUGAAGACCUGGCCACCUCAGUAAAACUAAAUUCCAGUAUCAAAGCAUUCCUUGUGAUUUCCUUUUUAAGGCAAACUUCUUUAAAACAUGUUUGCUAAAGCUAUAACUCUAAAAUGUAUUUUAUUAUUCCCUAACAAUGUAACAUUUACAUCACAUACAAAUCUUCAUUUAUUUUUGAAG